GGCCCCAUCCGGGUCCCGGCGCGGCCAUGGCGACGGUGGCGGAGCUCAAAGCAGUUUUAAAGGACACACUGGAAAAAAGAGGCGCUCUUGCAGAAAUCAAAGCGAGGAUCAGAGCUGAAGUGUUCAAUGCACUGGACGACCAAAGCGAGGCACGGCCGCCGCUGUCCCGGGAGAACCUGCUGAUCAAUGAACUGAUCCGCGAAUACCUGGAAUAUAACAGAUACAAAUACACGGCAUCUGUGCUGACUGCAGAAUCCGGCCAGCCUGAGGUGCCCUUGGAUAGACAGUUUCUUGCCAAAGAGCUGAAUGUAGUCGAAGACGCAAGUGGAAAAUCAGUACCUCUGCUGUAUGGAAUUAUCUCUCAUUUCUUACAUGGUGGUAAAGAAGAAAGUACCCGCAAUACCCUUCCAAAAGGGUCUUUGCUGAAUUAUCCAAAGCAGAACCUCAUCAAACCACCUACUGAGAGAAAUCCAAAAGACAGAAUUCCAGAACCAGGAAGGAUGGCUGGCACAAGCAUCGAAGAGCCCCUUGUUUUACAAAGUGUAAAGAGAUGAAAUCUUUCAUUCGCUAAUUUCUCAUGUAAAGAGUUAAUUUAGGACAUUCUUCGUGGCAUAAAUUCCUCCAACAAAUCCAGUGGGACCAUUUCAGCUUGUAACAUCUACCCAUGAGACAAGACGACGACAUCCUACUUACUGUCAAUGAAAAAAAAAAACCAUUAGCAAAGGCUCUCCUUCUCCAGUGCUGGCAGAAGGAAAACUGUAUAGGAGGUCACAUCAAUGAAUCCUGUGUCUAGAAUUUGGCUUGAAAAUACUGGGUUUAUCCAAUAGAUUUUUGUUAAGUAACUUACCAUUUCUGCACUUUCCCUGCUAUGUUAUGUCUCCGUGCGUUUAUCCUGUGUUUCUUAAUAAAAGUUUUCAAUUUUA
Molecule: messenger RNA, 923 nt
Organism: Myiozetetes cayanensis
Lineage: Eukaryota; Metazoa; Chordata; Aves; Passeriformes; Tyrannidae
Gene: CEP20
Product: centrosomal protein 20
Exons: 5
Coding region: 27-554 (175 amino acids)
Biological process (GO): cilium assembly; microtubule anchoring
Cellular component (GO): motile cilium; centrosome; ciliary basal body
Molecular function (GO): protein binding
Source: RefSeq, a predicted model, not a curated record